Messenger RNA from Mangifera indica (mango), 3285 nucleotides. Its product is annotated as nuclear pore complex protein NUP155-like. The transcript has 7 exons. The record is from RefSeq and is a predicted model, not a curated record. Gene Ontology annotation, molecular function: structural constituent of nuclear pore. Gene Ontology annotation, biological process: RNA export from nucleus; transcription-dependent tethering of RNA polymerase II gene DNA at nuclear periphery; protein localization to nuclear inner membrane. NCBI's taxonomy places the organism in Eukaryota, Viridiplantae, Streptophyta, Magnoliopsida, Sapindales, Anacardiaceae. Gene Ontology annotation, cellular component: nuclear pore; nuclear pore inner ring. The coding region runs from base 2460 to 3113 and encodes 217 amino acids.
CCUAAGGUUCUUAUUAAUAUGCCUCACUGCUGGUGUUGGAAAUGUGAUUUCAAGGUAUUUAUAUUUUGAUGCUGCAGAGUGAUAAUCCAUUUAUGCACCCCUGUUAUCUCAUAGUGAUGAUUGAAUCUUGUCUAAAUUUUCAAUAUUUUAUCACAUUUUUGAAUUUGCAAGUUCAACCAUGUGAUAUUUGAGACAAAGAAGUAAUGUGUCUUGCACUCAAAUUUGGUAGUUGCAAAUAAAGGUUUUACUUACACCAUAUUUGAAAAUUAUGCUUUUAUGAUUUCUAGUUGGAUAGUACAAAAUUUAUUUAAAUUUGGAGCUGUUGACCCCAUCGUUGAAAUGGUUUAUGAUAAUGAAAGACAAAUUUUGUAUGCAAGAACUGAGGAAAUGAAACUUCAGGUUUUUGUUCUGGGGCCAAGUGGAGAAGGUCCACUAAAGAAAGUGGUUGAAGAAAGGAAUAUUUUCAAUCAAACGGAUACACAUUAUGGAGGUAGACAAUCAACAGGACCAAGAGUCUCGAAUCGAUCAACAAAACCAUUGAUAGUCUGCAUUUCACUUUUAUCGACUGUUGAAUCAAAGUGGUUGCACCUUGUUGCCGUCUUAUCAGAUGGAAGAAGGAUGUAUCUUUCCACUUCUCAUUCUAGUGGUAAUGGUGCAAGUGUUGGAGGUUUGAGGGGAUUUAACAAUCACCAGCAUAGACCAAGCUGUUUAAAAGUCAUGACAACUAGGCCUUCUCCUCCUUUGGGGGUUGGUGGAGGGCUUGGAUUUGGAGCUAUAUCUCUUGCUGGGAGGAAUCAGAGUGAGGAUCUGUUAUUGAAGGUUGAAGCAGCAUAUUUCUUAGUUGGAACCCUUAUCCUUUCUGAUUCAUCACCAUAAACUAUGUCUUCUUUUCUUAUGGUAAGCAAGGACUCAAGCUCACAAUCAUCUUUGUCUGGUAGUUUGGGGACAAGUGCUAGGACUUCUCGAGCACUAAGGGAAACAGUGUCUUCUUUUCUUGUUGAAGGUCGAAUGCUAUCUGUGGCUGAUGUUUUACCUUUACCAGAUACUGCUUCUACUGUUCUAUCCUUGUACUCAAAACUUGAAUUUUGUGAACUUGAAAGCUUAGGGGAGUCCUAUGAAAACGCAUCUGUAAAACUUUGGGCAAGAGGUGACCUUUCAACCUGACAUAUACUGCCAAGGAGGAGAAUUGUUGUUUUUAGCACCGUGGGCAUGAUGGAAGUAGUUUUCAACAGGCCCAUUGAUAUUUUGAGAAGGUUGUUUGAAUUGAACACAUCAAAAUCGAUCAUAAAAGAUUUUUUUAACUGUUUUGGAGCGGGCAGGGCAGCUUCAAUGUGCUUGAUGCUAGUUGCGAGGAUAGUUCUUUUUAGCUGUGGAGUGUAUUGAAAGAGUUGCUAUAACUUCAGACUCUGAAGAGAAGGAAAAUCUUGCUAGAGAGGCCUUCAAUUUCUUAAGUAAAAUCCCAAAAUCCACAGAUUUACGAACUGUUUGCAAACGCUUUGAAGACUUAAGGUUAGGUUUUAUGAAGCUGUGGUUCGCUUACCUCUGCAAAAGGCACAGGCUCUUGAUUCUGCAGGUGAUGCCUUCAAUGAUCAAGCUAAUGCAGCAACCAAGGAGUUUGCUCUUGCACAACGUGAAAAAUGCUAUGAGAUAAUCACAUGUGCUUUGCAAUCUCUAAAAGGUGAUUCUUCUCCUAGAGAAUUCGGGUCCCCUGUUAGACCUGCUGCUGCACGAUCUACCAUUGAUCCAGCCUCACGGAAGAAAUAUAUAUGCCAGAUUGUUCAGCUUGGUGUGCAAUCACCAGAUAGAAUAUUUCAUGAGUACCUGUAUAGAACUAUGAUUGAUUUGGGUCUUGAAAACAAGCUGUUGGGGUAUGGAGGUCCUGAUUUGGUGCCUUUUCUGCAAAGUGUUGGUCAUGAACCCUUACAAGAGGUUCGGGCUGUGUCUAGAUUAACAUUAGUGACUUCCCUAAUGAGUCGAACUAUCCCAUCAAAUGGAGCUAAAUACUUGGAUCUUUUGGCAUGAUAUUAUGUCUUGAAACGACAACAUCUACUUGCGCCUCAUGUUUUGCUAAGGCUUGCUGAAAGAAGAUCAAUUGAUGCAAAUGAUGCUCCUACUCUUGAUCAGAGGCCAAGAAUGCAAGUAACAGUGACAGUCUAGUUAGUUCUUCUUGAGGUGCUUUUGAUAAUGGAUUGUUGGAUUUACUUGAAGGGAAGGUCACUAUUCUUCAGUUUCAAAUAAAAAUCAAAGAGGAUCUGGAGGCCAUAGCAUCUAGUUUGGAACCAUCAGGUGACAUGUCUGCUCAAAAUGUACCAGCAGCUAAAAGCCAUUCUUCUAACAAUACUGACUUUGCAAACACUGUCUGAGAAAAGAUCAAAGAUCUAUCAUUAGAUUCGAAGAACAUCACUCAGUUAUAUGAUGAAUAUGCUGUUCCAUUUGAACUUUGGGGGAUAUGUCUACAAAUGCUUUACUUUGCAAGCUAUUCUGGUGAUACCGAUAGUAGCAUUAUAAGAGAAACCUGGGCUAGACUUAUUGAUCAAGCUCUUUCAGAGGGUGGCUUUGCUGAAGCUUGUUCAGUGCCGAAGAGGAUUGGUUCCCUUGUGUAUCCUGCGGAUGGAGCAGUUUUACCUUUGGACACUUUAUGUCUGCAACUUGAGAAAGCUGCACUGGAGGUAUUGGAUUCAGGAGCUGAAAUUGUUCGAGAUGAAGAUGUACCAAGGGCUCUUCUGGCUGCUUGCAAGGGAGCAGUUGAACCUGUAUUGAACGCUUAUGACCAAUUAUUGUCGAAUGGAGCUAUUUUGCCAUCUCCUAACCUCAGAUUACACCUUCUUCGAUCCGUUUUUGUGGUAUUUAGAGAGUGGGCAAUGUCUGUAUUUGCUCGGAGAAUGGCUACAAGUUCUACUGGAGCCUCUCUUAUAUUACGUGGAACAUUUUCAGUUGAGCAAACAACUGUCAUAAACCAAGGGAUUCGAGAUAAGAUCACCAGUGCUGCAAACAGGUAUAUGACAGAGGUACGGAGACUUCCCCUUCCACAAAGCCAGACCAAGGCUGUCUACAGAGGAUUUAGAGAACUUGAGGAAUCCCUAAUAAGUUCUCUUUCUUUUACUCGAUUUUGAUUGUUUCUUCUUUAUGUAAUAUUGUAUGAUGAAAUAUUUUUUUUCACGGGUUUUGCCAAUAAAUAAUAUUAUAGGUUCAAUGUUGGAAGUGCUCAUAUGCUUAACAGUAGACAGUUCAAAUGUAAAAAAUGCUGUGGUUUUAUCGAAAAAAUAUCAAGAGCUUGAAUUCUCA